AUGGCCGGCCCCAGAAAAGGAAGUACUCCAGGAUAUGAGAAGCAGCACAGAGCCAGAGUCCAUCGCAUCAAGAUUGACCAGAAGCCCGAUGAGCUAAUCAGGGAUCUGUACAACGCAGAAUUCGGCGAUGACAUGUCAAGCACCGAGCUCGGGUUGUCACAAGAAGACCGACAGUGGAAGAAGAAGGUGGAAGAGAGCGUGAAGCUCAAAGAGGGGCACUACGAGAUCGGCCUUCCCCUCAAGGAUGACGAUGUCCGGUUGCCGAGCAACAGAAACAUGGCCUUGCGGAGGCUGUGCAGUCUCGAGAGGAAGCUGAAAAGGGACACGAAGUUCACGGAGCACUACACGACCUUCAUGAAGAAUCUCCUGGACGAAGGUUAUGCUGAGGAAGUACCCGAGGGAAACUUGAGCCGAGAAGAUGGGCGUGUUUGGUACGUACCCCACCACGGGGUGUACCAUCCACACAAGCCAGACAAAGUCAGGGUGGUCUUCGACUGUGCGGCCAGGCACGGCAAUGUCUCGCUAAAUGAUGUGCUGCUCCAGGGCCCCGACCUUACUAGCUCUUUGUUGGGCGUGCUUCUGCGCUUCCGCACAGAGCCGGUGGCUUUCAUGGCAGACAUCCGCUCGAUGUUUUAUCAGGUCACAGUGCCGGAAUCAGACAGAGACCUGUUGCGGUUUCUGUGGUGGCCCGAGGGAGACAUCAGCGCCGAACCGAAGGACUUCCGGAUGAAGGUUCACAUCUUCGGAGCCAGUUCGUCACCAAGCUGUUCAAACUUCGCCUUGAGACGGACUGCAGAUGAUUGCCGGAGUCGCUACAGUGCUGAAGCAACCGACACAGUUCGCAGGAACUUCUAUGUUGAUGAUUGCCUGCGGUCAGCAUCAUCAGAGGAAGAAGCGCGCCUCAUCGCGACAGAAGUACAAGCGCUCUGCGCAGAAGGGGGAUUUCACCUAACGAAGUUUGUUGCUAACAGGAAGUCAGUUCUUCAGGAUCUCGCUCAACAGGACUGCAGCCAGAAGAUGGCCGUGGACGUGGACAAGGACGUGUGCCAAAAUGAAGAAAGGGCGCUCGGUGUGCGGUGGAAAAUUGACGAUGAUGCGUUAGGAUUCAGCGUAAAGACCAGGGAAGUCACAGCCACCAGGAGAGGAAUUCUGUCGGUCAUCAGUUCCAUAUAUGACCCGCUGGGAAUCGCAGGCCCGUUUCUCCUGCGAGGUAAACAGCUCCUGCAGGGCCUAUGCAGACGUGAAAUAGGGUGGGACGACAGGAUUCCAGACGACGAGGCAAGGAUGUGGAAGAAGUGGCUGGAGGAGCUACCGAAGCUAUCUGAGGUCACCGUGGACAGAUGUCUGAAGACCCCAGAGUUCGGGUGUGUGACGAAGAGCCAGCUGCAUCACUUCUGUGAUGCGAGUGAAGGGGGCUAUGGAGCAGUGGUCUAUCUCAGACAGGAGAACGAGGAAGGAAGAAUCCACUGUGCCUUUGUGAUGGGCAAGUCGCGUGUCGCUCCACUGAAGAAAGUCACAGUUCCUCGUUUGGAGCUGUCAGCAGCGACGACCAGCGUACGUCUGAACACCACGGUGCAGAGGGAGUUGGACAGCGUAGACGUACAUGAGACGUUUUUCUGGACGGACAGUACAGCAGUCCUCCGCUACGUAAACAACGACAAAGUCAGGUACCAGACAUUCGUCGCAAACCGGCUGGCCGUCAUCAAGGAUGGUUCAACUGCAUCACAGUGGAGGUACGUACCGUCGCAAGACAACCCUGCCGACGACGCAUCUCGCGGCCUUCACAGUGACACGCUCCGUGAACGAGCUCGUUGGCUUCACGGACCAGAGUUCCUGUGGGAGGACGAGAGCCAGUGGCCCCAGAUGCCAUUCAGCGCUGUCUCUGCUGUAGCAGAAGACGAUCCUGAGGUCAAGCGAAAGGCGGUCUGCACCGCGACACUGAACAGGGAAGAAGAGGUGAGCCCGACGGACAAACUCAUCAGAUACUUUUCCUGCUGGCACCGCUUGAAAAAGGCCGUCGCGUGGGUUCUUCGAGUGAAGACGAUGCUUCAGGAUCGACGCAGAAAACGACUACGAGGCCUGCAACAGGAUGUCGGAAAAAAUGAGAAGCAGAAGUUGCGUCUGCUGACAACGGACGAACUGCAGGAAGCUGAAGACGCCGUCAUCAGAUAUGUUCAGCGACAGUCAUUCCCAGAGGAGGUGGCUCUGAUGGAAGGGCUGGCAGACGAGACGAGAGGAUCGACAUCCCAAGCUGAGAAGAAGCUGAGGAGAUCCAGUAGACUUUAUGGUCUGAAUCCUGUCGUCAAGAACGGAAUCAUGAGAGUUGGAGGCCGGCUGCAGCGCUCCGAGUACCCGUACGAGUCGAAGCAUCCGGUGAUCCUGCCGAAGCGUGGACACAUGCUGGUGAUUUGGAGCCAAUCACUCCGAAUCACUUUCUUCAGCUUCGUGGUGGCGCGGCAGAUGCACCAGGUCGUGUCACCGGGCUGUCCGCAGGCUGCUGCCGCCGGCUGA
Messenger RNA from Amphibalanus amphitrite, 2511 nucleotides. RefSeq lists its product as uncharacterized. The record is from RefSeq and is a predicted model, not a curated record. The transcript has 3 exons. Bases 1 to 2511 code for a protein of 836 amino acids. Lineage: Eukaryota; Metazoa; Arthropoda; Thecostraca; Balanomorpha; Balanidae.